Ilyonectria robusta is the source of this 7813-nucleotide messenger RNA. Its product is annotated as NUC071 domain-containing protein. Gene Ontology annotation, molecular function: protein binding; U5 snRNA binding; U6 snRNA binding. Gene Ontology annotation, cellular component: U5 snRNP; catalytic step 2 spliceosome. The record is from RefSeq and is a predicted model, not a curated record. Lineage: Eukaryota; Fungi; Ascomycota; Sordariomycetes; Hypocreales; Nectriaceae. The transcript has 3 exons. Bases 221 to 7327 code for a protein of 2368 amino acids. Gene Ontology annotation, biological process: mRNA splicing, via spliceosome; spliceosomal tri-snRNP complex assembly.
AGAGCUUUGCAUCAAAUCUCGCCUUGGUCGUCGCUGCGCAAAAUUCCGCGCGACCGGCUUCUAUUUCAUCACCGGAAUCCCGCGACAAACACCUAUCUCCCGCCCUGACCCUAUACAAAAGGAGUCAGAAGUGGAAGCGCGUCGAAACAGGCGCGACGGCGUGAAGCCUUCGACAGGCAGCUCCACGAUCAUCGACAUUUGAGCGCAUCGCGAAGCCAUCAUGUCGCAGCCCCCUCCGCCGCCUCCUCCGGGCUGGGGUCCUCCCCCUCCUCCACCUCCUUCGUCCUCGCUGCCGCCACCCCCAUCGACGCCUGCGCCUCCUCCUCCAGGCUAUCGCCCCCCGACCGACCCCCAGAUCGCAAAGUUCGCACAGAAGAAGAAGGAAUGGCUUCGGACCCAGCGCAACCGCUUCGGCGAGAAGCGCAAGGGAGGCUUCGUUCAGUCGCAAAAGGCGGAUAUGCCACCUGAGCAUCUGCGAAAGAUCGUCAAGGACAUUGGUGAUGUGUCGCAGAAGAAGUACACAAACGACAAGCGAAGCUACCUGGGAGCCCUCAAGUUCAUGCCCCAUGCGGUCUUGAAGCUUCUCGAGAACAUGCCCAUGCCGUGGGAAUCCGCACGCGAAGUGAAGGUCCUCUACCACGUGAACGGCUGCCUGACCCUGGUCAACGAAAUUCCUCGAGUCAUCGAACCAGUAUUCUUUGCACAGUGGGCAAUGAUGUGGACGUUCAUGCGAAAGGAGAAGGCUGAUCGAAGGUUGUUCAAGCGCAUGCGAUUCCCACCCUUUGACGACGAAGAACCUCCACUGUCGUGGUCCGAGAACAUUGAGGACGUGGAGCCCCUUGAGCCCAUUCAGAUGGAGCUGGACGAAGAUGACGACGAGGCCGUAUACGAGUGGUUCUAUGACCACCGACCUUUGAUGGACACCCCCCACAUCAAUGGACCCAGCUACAAGUCUUGGAACCUCACCUUGCCCCAGAUGGCUACGCUCUUCCGUCUCAGUCGACCUCUCGUCUCCGAUGUUGUGGAUAAGAACUACUUCUAUCUCUUCGAACUCAAGAGUUUAUUGUCAGCCAAGGCGCUCAACGUGGCCCUGCCUGGUGGCCCCCGAUUCGAGCCUCUGUACAAGGAUAUUGACCCUAACGACGAGGACUUUGGCGAGUUCAAUGCGAUCGACCGCAUCAUCUUCCGAAACCCGAUCCGAACGGAAUUCCGGGUCGCAUUCCCAUACCUCUACAACUCCCUACCGAGAAGCGUGCACCAGUCGUGGCACUCACACCCUCAGGUUGUCUUCAACCGAGCCGAUGACCCCGAUCUCCCAACCUUCCACUUUGACCGCCGUAUCAACCCUAUCUCGUCGCGAACGGUUGCAUCCAAGAACGUCGAGGUGUCACACGAGGAUGAAUUGUUCGGCCCUGGAAAUAAUGAGGAGCCCGAGGAGGAUGCUUUUGAGCUUCCCGCGGGUGUCCAACCAUUCCUCGACGAGGAGGAGCUGGAGAACGAGCUCACAUCUUCAGCAGUUGAGCUGUGGUGGGCUCCAUUCCCCUUCGAUCGACGAUCAGGACAAAUGGUUCGAGCUCAGGAUGUUCCUCUGGUUAAGCAGUGGUAUCUGGAGCAUGCUCCUUCUGAUCGACCCCCAGUCAAGGUCCGAGUUUCAUACCAAAAGUUGCUGAAGAACUACGUUCUCAAUGAGCUCCACAAGAAGACGCCCAAAGCCCAGAACAAGCAGAACCUGCUGAAGUCUUUGAAGCAAACCAAGUUCUUCCAGCAAACUACCAUUGACUGGGUGGAGGCUGGUCUGCAAGUGUGUCGACAGGGUUUCAACAUGCUGAACCUCCUGAUCCAUCGCAAGAACCUUACGUACCUUCAUCUUGAUUACAACUUCAACUUGAAGCCCGUUAAGACCCUUACCACCAAGGAGCGAAAGAAGUCUCGAUUCGGAAAUGCGUUCCAUCUGAUGCGUGAAAUCUUGAGGUUGACGAAGCUGAUUGUUGAUGCUCAAGUUCAAUAUAGACUGGGCAACAUUGAUGCUUUCCAGCUUGCUGAUGGUAUCCUGUAUGCCUUCAACCACGUCGGUCAGCUCACCGGUAUGUACCGAUACAAGUACAAGUUGAUGCACCAGAUCCGAACAUGCAAAGAUCUCAAGCAUCUCAUCUACUACCGAUUUAACUCUGGGCCUGUUGGAAAGGGACCCGGUUGUGGUUUCUGGGCCCCUGCGUGGAGAGUGUGGCUAUUCUUCAUGCGAGGUAUCAUUCCCCUCCUUGAGAGAUGGUUGGGAAACCUUCUGUCCCGUCAAUUUGAGGGUCGACACAGCAAGGGCGUUGCAAAGACUGUUACCAAGCAGCGUGUGGAGUCCCACUUCGAUCUGGAACUCCGCGCGUCCGUCAUGGCUGACUUGAUGGACAUGAUGCCCGAGGGUAUCAAGCAAAACAAGGUCAACACCGUUCUCCAGCAUCUUUCCGAGGCAUGGAGAUGCUGGAAGAGUAAUAUCCCCUGGAAGGUUCCUGGCCUGCCGGCACCUAUCGAGAAUAUCAUCCUUCGAUACGUCAAGUCCAAGGCUGAUUGGUGGGUCUCUGUCGCUCACUACAACCGUGAGCGUAUUCGCCGAGGAGCUACGGUCGAUAAGACCGUGGCGAAGAAGAAUGUUGGCCGUUUGACCCGACUUUGGUUGAAGGCUGAGCAGGAACGACAGCACAACCACAUGAAGGAUGGUCCUUAUGUCUCAUCUGAGGAGGCUGUUGCCAUCUACACCACCACUGUUCACUGGCUGGAGUCGCGCAAGUUUUCUCCCAUUCCUUUCCCCAGUGUGUCAUACAAGCACGACACCAAGAUCCUGAUCCUUGCUCUGGAGCGACUCAGAGAGGCCUACUCAGUUAAGGGCCGUCUCAACCAGAGCCAGCGAGAAGAGUUGGCCUUGAUUGAGCAGGCAUAUGAUAGUCCCGGAACUACUCUCGAGCGAAUCAAGCGCUUUUUGCUCACCCAGCGAGCUUUCAAGGAGGUCAACAUCGACAUGAACGACAACUACAGCACCAUCAACCCCGUUUACGACAUCGAGCCCAUCGAGAAGAUCAGCGAUGCUUACUUGGACCAGUACCUCUGGUAUCAGGCUGACCAGCGACAUCUCUUCCCCGCAUGGAUCAAGCCAUCCGAUUCCGAGGUUCCCCCAUUGUUGGUGUACAAGUGGGCCCAGGGCAUUAACAACUUGGGUGGUGUGUGGGAGUCAGAGAACGGAGAGUGCAACGUCAUGAUUCAGACCGAGCUCUCCAAGGUCUACGAGAAGAUGGAGCUCACCCUACUCAACUCUCUCCUCCGGUUGAUCAUGGAUCACAACUUGGCUGAUUAUAUCACUGCCAAGAACAACGUUCAACUCACCUACAAGGAUAUGAACCAUGUCAACAGUUAUGGUAUGAUCCGAGGUCUCCAGUUCUCGGCAUUCGUGUUUCAGUACUACGGCCUUGUCCUGGAUCUUUUGCUCCUUGGUCCCCAGCGAGCCAGCGAGAUUGCUGGACCUCCCCAAAGCCCCAACGAUUUCUUGCAGUUCCGCGACCGCGAAACGGAGACUAGACACCCGAUUCGUCUGUACACUCGAUACAUUGACAAGAUUUGGAUCUUCCUUCGAUUUACCGCUGAAGAGUCGAGAGAUCUCAUUCAACGCUUCCUCACGGAGCAACCGGAUCCUAACUUCGAGAACGUCAUUGGCUACAAGAGCAAGAAGUGCUGGCCCAGAGAUUCUCGCAUGCGCUUGAUGCGACACGAUGUUAACCUGGGCCGAGCCGUCUUCUGGGACAUCAAGAACCGCCUUCCCCGAUCAGUCACUACAAUUGAUUGGGAUGACAGCUUCGCCAGUGUAUACAGCCGUGACAACCCCAACCUGCUGUUCUCGAUGGCUGGCUUUGAGGUCCGCAUCUUGCCCAAGAGUCGAAACCAGAACGAGGAGUUCCCAGUCAAGGACAGCGUCUGGUCACUCGUCGACAACACUACCAAGGAGCGAACAGCACACGCCUUCCUGCAAGUUACUGAGGAGGAUAUUCAGAAGUUUAACAACCGAAUUCGACAAAUCCUUAUGUCUUCAGGCUCCACCACCUUCACUAAGAUCGCCAAUAAGUGGAACACCGCUUUGAUCGCCCUCUUCACGUACUACCGAGAAGCUGCUGUGUCUACCGUUGACCUGCUUGACACGAUCGUCAAGUGCGAGACGAAGAUUCAGACCCGAGUGAAAAUUGGACUGAACUCCAAAAUGCCUUCGCGUUUCCCCCCUGCUGUCUUCUACACCCCGAAGGAGCUCGGUGGCCUUGGUAUGAUUUCUGGCUCUCACAUCUUGAUCCCUGCCAGUGACAAGCGCUGGUCGAAGCAAACCGACACUGGCGUCACUCACUACCGUGCUGGUAUGACUCAUGACGAGGAGACUUUGAUCCCCAAUAUCUUCCGUUAUAUCAUCCCCUGGGAGGCAGAGUUUAUUGACUCUCAGCGAGUCUGGACAGAGUACUCGCAGAAGCGUCUUGAGGCUAAUCAGCAGAACCGUCGUUUGACCCUCGAGGAUCUUGAGGACAGUUGGGAUCGCGGUUUACCCCGUAUCAACACCCUGUUCCAAAAGGAUCGAAGCACCCUAAGUUUCGACAAAGGAUUCCGGGCCCGAGCUGAGUUUAAAAUUUACCAGCUGAUGAAGAGUAACCCUUUUUGGUGGACUAGUCAGCGCCAUGACGGAAAAUUGUGGAACCUGAACGCUUACCGAACCGAUGUUAUUCAGGCCCUCGGUGGCGUGGAGACAAUUCUUGAGCACACGCUCUUUAAAGCAACCGGUUUUCCAUCUUGGGAGGGCUUGUUUUGGGAAAAAGCUAGCGGGUUUGAAGAGUCGAUGAAAUUCAAGAAGCUUACGAAUGCGCAGAGGUCCGGUUUGAAUCAAAUCCCGAAUCGUCGGUUCACUCUGUGGUGGUCACCAACCAUAAACCGAGCCAACGUAUACGUGGGUUUCCAGGUUCAACUGGAUCUUACGGGAAUUUUCUUGCACGGAAAGAUUCCUACUCUCAAAAUUUCGCUCAUCCAGAUCUUCCGAGCGCAUUUGUGGCAAAAGAUUCACGAGUCUGUUGUGAUGGAUCUUUGCCAGGUUUUCGACCAGGAACUGGAGUCACUUGGCAUCGAGACUGUCCAAAAGGAAACCAUCCACCCGCGAAAGUCUUACAAGAUGAACAGCUCCUGUGCCGAUAUCCUGCUCUUUGCUAGUCAUAAGUGGAACGUCACCCGACCGUCGCUCCUCUACGAUACCAAGGACGUCAUUGAACCCACCACCACCAACAAAUUCUGGGUCGACGUGCAGCUCCGAUAUGGUGACUACGACUCUCACGACAUUGAGCGAUACACUCGUGCCAAGUACCUUGAUUACACUACCGACAGCGCCAGUAUCUAUCCCUCUGCUACCGGUCUCAUGAUUGGAAUCGAUCUUGCGUACAACCUUUACUCUGCCUACGGCAUGUACUUCCCUGGCUUGAAGGUGCUGGUUCAGCAGGCCAUGGCCAAGGUCAUGAAGGCCAACCCGGCUCUGUACGUUCUGCGUGAGCGUAUCCGCAAGGGUCUGCAGCUCUACGCUUCAGAGAGCAACCAAGAGUUCCUGAACUCCCAGAACUACUCUGAACUUUUCAGCAACCAGACUCAGCUGUUCAUCGAUGACACCAACGUCUACCGUGUCACCAUUCACAAGACGUUCGAGGGUAACUUGACGACCAAGCCCAUCAACGGUGCCAUCUUUAUUUUCAACCCUCGUACUGGUCAGCUCUUUUUGAAGAUCAUCCACACUAGCGUCUGGGCCGGACAGAAGCGUCUUGGCCAGUUGGCCAAGUGGAAGACUGCCGAAGAAGUUGCCGCCCUGAUUCGUUCACUUCCCGUUGAAGAGCAGCCGAAGCAGCUUAUCGUUACUCGAAAGGGUCUUUUGGAUCCUCUUGAGGUCCAUUUGCUGGAUUUCCCCAACAUCUCCAUUCGUGCCUCCGAGUUGCAGCUUCCUUUCCAGGCUGCUAUGAAGGUCGAGAAGCUAGGAGACAUGAUUCUGCGUGCUACUGAGCCUCAGAUGGUGCUCUUCAACCUGUAUGAUGAGUGGCUCAAGAGCAUCUCAUCCUACACUGCCUUCUCUCGUCUCGUACUGAUCCUCCGUGCUUUGCAUGUCAACCCCGACAAGACCAAGUUGAUCCUCCGACCCGACAAGACUGUCAUCACCCACGACCAUCACAUCUGGCCUUCGCUGUCCGACGAGGAGUGGAUCAAGGUUGAAACGCAGCUCCGAGAUCUCAUCCUGAAUGACUACGGAAAGAAGAAUAACGUCAACGUGUCUAGUCUGACGAGCAGUGAAGUACGAGACAUCAUCUUGGGUAUGGAGAUCUCAGCACCGUCCAUGCAGCGACAGCAGGCCGCCGAGAUCGAGAAGCAGCAGCAAGAGCAACAGCAAUUGACUGCCGUGACCACCAAGACUCAGAAUGUGCACGGUGAGGAGAUUAUCGUGACUACGACCUCGCAGUUUGAACAACAGACGUUUGCGUCCAAGACGGAAUGGCGGACACGUGCCAUUGCCACAUCAAACUUGCGGACCAGGGCCAAGAAUAUCUAUGUCUCGUCUGUCGACAACGACGUCGACGACAUUACCUAUGUCAUGCCCAACAACAUCCUCAAGCGCUUCAUCACCAUUGCGGAUCUGAGGGUGCAAGUGGCUGGUUACCUGUAUGGCUCUUCGGCGCCUGACAACGACCAAAUCAAGGAGAUUAAGUGUAUCGUCAUGGCCCCACAGAUCGGUGGUCUGCGCAACGUGCAGCUUCAGCAACAGCUUCCGCAGAGCGAGUACCUCGAGGGCAUGGAACCCCUUGGUGUGAUCCACACCAUGUCUGGCAAUGAGCUGCCGUACAUGUCGGCCAUGGACGUCACGGAGCACUCAAAGCUUCUGGAUUCACACUCUGAGUGGGACAAGACCAACACGGCGACUCUGUCCGUCUCGUUCACUCCCGGUAGCGUGUCACUGUCCGCCUGGGGCCUCACGCCUGCGGGCUACAAGUGGGGAGCCGAAAACAAGGACACGCAAAGCGACCAGCCGCAGGGGUUUACGACGACGAUGGGCGAGAAGCGCAAACUUCUGCUGAGCCUCAGAUUCAGGGGUUUCUUCCUGGUCCCGGCUGAUGGCAAGUGGAACUACAGUUUCAUGGGAACCGCCUUCGCCGGCAUGGAGAAGAAAUCGGUACCCGUCAAGCUGGACACACCGCUCCCCUUUUACAGCGACCAGCACCGACCGGUCCACUUCCACAGCUUCGCUGAGCUGGAAGACAUUUGGGUGGAUCGAUCGGACAAUUUUGCCUAAACGUCUUUCGGAAACAGACGCAUCGGGCAAGAGAUGGGCAUGAGCAUGAUGGAGGAUGGCACCGGCAAGGGACAUUGGACCGGACAUCGGAUACGGCGGGCGCGAUACGAAGGAGGACAUGGAUGGAUGAGCAUCAUGCGAAAAGCACAGACAGGAGGAGAAGAAACGACGGAUCAGACUAAGACGUGAAGCUGCGGCAAUCUGAUCUGGGCUGACGGCGGGACGGGAUGCGACGAGAUGCGACAUGUUUUGACUGGGCCGCACAGGGGUGUGGUUGAGGCUUGGCUUGUCGGAGGGGUCAGCACCCGCAAGCGAAGCGUCGGAGGUGUGCGCGUGGUUUAUGCGGGGGGGAGGCGUUCUUCCAUUUGUUGUAGAAGCUGGGAGCCAACUGUUGUAAUUGAUUAAGCUACCUACGUGGGAUACAUGGUAUACGGGUCGAUAUUGUAAAGAUAGGAAGAAAAAAAAAGGCAUUUACCGAACAAUUGA